UUAUACGAAAUUACUUGCUGAGUUGAAUAUAUAGAAGUCUGGGUUCAUGCCGGAUUUCGAGCACUUCAGAUUUUCCUAUUCGAGCAUGAAUCCGGUCCUGGGGGAGAGUGGCUUCCUGGCUCCGCAGCAGCAUCAGCACCAGAUGACGGGCCAGACCGACUCCGCCAUCCCGGAGCCAGGCUACUUCCUGGGGGACCACGGCGGGUUCGGGCCUGAUGGGUUGUCUGGGCUGGACCUGGGAGCCCUGCCGCCGUCGGGCCUUGCUUACCUGCACCUAAGCACCCCCUUGCACCGCGUGCCCCCGGCGGCCACAGCGCUGCGCAACGACUUGGGAUCCAACAUCAGCGUCCUGAAGACUCUGAACCUGCGCUUCCGCUGCUUUUUAGCCAAAGUGCACGAGCUGGAGCGCAGGAACAAGGUGCUGGAGAAGCAGCUGCAGCAGGCUCUUGAAGGUAACUGCGGAGAGGAUGGACACCCGAAGCCGCAGACCAAAGACAUGGGGGUCCAGACCGGAUUUAUUGGACCCAUUCCAGCCAGACCGAACCUCAUCCCGCUCCACAACGCCAACAACUCGGCCUACCUCCCCGGCGGCCUCCUCUCUCCCACCCUGAACCCCCCUCCUCUUUUUGACAACAAAUACCUGCUGGGGAAUAACCUCAACCCGAGCCAAGUCUCCACGGAUUCAAACUCCAACCUCACCACCUCUGGUUUCUCCAUCAGCCCGGCGCUGAGUCCCAUCGACCCGUCCAAAACCAUCAACAACAUCAACGAGAAAUACGCUUCUAACACCGGGACGAACACCGACAACAUCCCCCCUCCUCCUCCGCGCUUCCUCCCCGGGACGAUCUGGUCCUUCAACCACACCCGCCGGUUCGGGACCGGGAGGGAGUCAUGCGUCACGGGCCCCGGGGUCUCCUGGACGCACCCGGACGGUGUCGGAGUCCAGAUCGACACCAUCACACCUGAGAUCAGGGCUCUGUACAACGUGCUGGCCAAGGUGAAGAGAGAAAGAGACGAGUACAAGAGAAGAUGGGAGGAAGAGUACACAGCCAGAAUGGACCUGCAGGAGAAGGUGGCUGAACUCGAGGAGGACCUGCAGGAGAGCGAGGUGUGUCAGGACGAGCUGGCUCUGAGAGUGAAGCAGCUGAAGGCCGAACUCGUCCUCUUUAAAGGACUCGUUAGCAAUAACCUGUCAGAUCUGGACAGUAAAAUCCAGGAGAAGGCAAUGAAGGUUGACAUGGACAUCUGCCGCCGCAUCGACAUCACCGCCCGCCUCUGCGACGUCGCCCAGCAGAGGAACUGCGAGGACAUGAUCAACAUGUUUCAGCAGGUGGCCACACCCCCCUCCACUAUGAGUGGCCGGGCCAGGAAACAGAGUGGGCAGUCAGCAAAGGGUGCGGAUGGAGACGAACUGAGCAUGUCGGAAAGCGAGGGAGGCGGGGCUAAAGAUGAGGAGUCCUGCAGCACGUCGGCCAAUCAGAUCAACGAGCAGAUGCAGAGGAUGCUGAAUCAGCUGAGGGAGUGUGAGUUUGAGGAUGACUGCGACAGUCUGGCCUGGGAGGAAACAGAGGAAACUCUUCUGCUGUGGGAAGAUUUUCCUGGAUACCCACUGGGAGUGGAAACACAGGGAGAGCUGCAGCAGCAGGAGGAGUCCAUUGAGGAUGUGAUAAAAGACACAGAGACUCUGUUCAAAUCCAGAGAGAAGGAAUACCAGGAGACCAUCGACCAGAUUGAGCUGGAACUGGCUACAGCCAAGAAGGACAUGAACCGUCACCUGCACGAGUACAUGGAGAUGUGUUCAAUGAAAAGAGGGCUGGACGUUCAGAUGGAGACUUGCAGGAGACUCAUCACACAGAGUGGAGACAGGAAGUCACCCUCGCUCAUCACGCUGACAGUGGACGACUCGGACGGUGAGGAGAAGAAGAAGCCAGCUCUCCCUGCCGACUCUCAGACCAGCGACUCUCACUGCGACGCCAACGCCGCCAUCCCUCCUCUGACCUGGAGGAAACCCUAA
This is a messenger RNA of Epinephelus moara (kelp grouper), 2014 nucleotides long. It is a transcript of the gene iffo1a, whose product is annotated as intermediate filament family orphan 1a. Lineage: Eukaryota; Metazoa; Chordata; Actinopteri; Perciformes; Serranidae. The record is from RefSeq and is a predicted model, not a curated record. The transcript is spliced from 9 exons. The coding region runs from base 47 to 2014 and encodes 655 amino acids.